Messenger RNA from Lodderomyces jiufengensis, 231 nucleotides. RefSeq lists its product as uncharacterized. Lineage: Eukaryota; Fungi; Ascomycota; Pichiomycetes; Serinales; Debaryomycetaceae. The transcript has 2 exons. The record is from RefSeq and is a predicted model, not a curated record. The coding region runs from base 1 to 231 and encodes 76 amino acids.
AUGCCAAAUUAUUAUCAACAAGGACCACCUCAAGGUUAUCCACAACAAGGUGGAGGUUAUUAUCAACAAGGUCCACCACCACCACAAGGUUAUUAUCAACAACAACAACCAAUGUAUGUUCAACAACAACCUCGACAACGUGAUAGUGGAUGUUGUGGUUCUUGUUGUGGAUGUUGUACUGCUAUACUUUGUUGUUGUUGUGCUGAAGAAUGUUUGGAUGCUCUUUGUUGA